Messenger RNA from Saccostrea cuccullata (small rock oyster), 1399 nucleotides. Its product is annotated as protein sidekick-like. The annotation marks the transcript as partial. The record is from RefSeq and is a predicted model, not a curated record. Lineage: Eukaryota; Metazoa; Mollusca; Bivalvia; Ostreida; Ostreidae. The transcript has 9 exons.
UAACCAUGGUAACACAUAUACACUAGACUCUGGUGAUUCAGUCCCCCCAGGAGCUAUUUCUUGGCAAGUUAAAACAGGCCUGGGACCAGAGGAUUUUACAAACAUUGCCUCUUUUUCUCCCCCUGGAUGGGGUGGUUCCAAUACCUUUACAGACUUUGCAGUGGAUUAUAAGAAUCGGUCGGAAUUGUUCAAUGUUACAGCUAAUGGAGCUAAUUCUUAUGUUGUUGUGAUGAGAGUAAAUGAGGUGGUGUGUUCAGAUGAGAAUCACUACAGAUGUUCUGUUUUAUUUAUGAACGCUGGUUCCGGUCCUGUAACUAAGACAAAAGAAACAUCUCUCACAACUAGAACACCUGCUGAGCAACCUUAUGACAUUCCAGUUCCUGUCCCAGACAAUAUAGAGGAGAACAUGGUAGUGACUUUGUCCUGUACAGCCAAUGUUGGAAAACCUCCAGGACAAUUAAGGUGGUGGCGCUACAGGAAUGGUAUAACAGCUCCCCAGGAAAUGACAGGAGUGUCUACUAGCACGCCACCGGUACAGGAAGGCGUAUGCGUGUACAACGUUACCAGCACGAUAACAUACAGGAUGACGAAGGAUGAUGAUCAGUCGGUGUGGAGAUGUUUCGUGGAAAAUGAACUGUUAACAAUGCCAGACCGAGACAAACCUAACCAAGAAUCCAAAAGGGUCAAUAUAUUCUUUAAGGUCAAUGUUCCCAUCAUAAGGAAGCUUCCAGACACUGGUGAUGACUCUCAGUAUUCUGUUGGCUCCUCUGUUACCUUGACCUGUCAAGCUGAUGGUAAUCCAACUCCUGGGAUCCACACAAAUAAGACUGUUAACAGAUAUCAAUGGACGUUCAAAGCCAGUCCCAAUGACAAUGUUACAGAACUAUCAUCCAUUAAUGGAACAUUGACUCUGACCAAUCUUCAGGAAACUGAUAGAGGGACUUAUACUUGUACUGCAUUCAAUGGAUUCAAUGGAAAAUGUUUCAAUGCAUCUAGAGACCAAAUUUUACAAAUUGUGAAAACUACAACUACCACUACCCCACGCACUACGCAUAUUAUCGGUACAAUUGGAUCUUCUGAAACAUUCACAACACAGGAACGAAGCGGAUUCCAUACACCACAAUCACAAUUAGAUAUUAUCGCUGGCGGGACAAUUGGAGGAGUUGUUUUAGUUGUACUUGUUGCCCUCUUUAUCUUCAAUAGAAGAUACCAAAUUUUAUGUAUUGAAAGAAAACAAAAUUCAAGUAACAGAAAAAUGGAAGAGUUAAACACUAUCUCUGACACACAAAGGCUUGAAACAGAGAGGAGAGCUCAAUAUGAAGAGCUGACACAGAUUCGUCGGGAUCAGGAAAACGGAUAUGACGUUAUUAGACCGUCAAAUAGUAAGGAAAUUCUGUAA